Lates calcarifer (barramundi perch) is the source of this 5370-nucleotide messenger RNA. RefSeq names its product protein phosphatase 1 regulatory subunit 15B (gene ppp1r15b). The record is from RefSeq and is a predicted model, not a curated record. Gene Ontology annotation, molecular function: protein phosphatase regulator activity. Gene Ontology annotation, cellular component: endoplasmic reticulum; protein phosphatase type 1 complex. Gene Ontology annotation, biological process: response to endoplasmic reticulum stress. NCBI's taxonomy places the organism in Eukaryota, Metazoa, Chordata, Actinopteri, Centropomidae.
UGCAUGUAUUGAUCCAUCCUUCCCUUCUCUCCUCUAUAAUGAAUAUUUAAUGAAUAAUUAAUCAUACAAGUAUCACAGUAAACUCAUUUGUCAGGUUGUUUUUUCCCCUUCAGACUAUUUCAGCUUCAGGUCUAAGUAAGGGACCUUGUGGGAGUCUCGAGCUGAUAAACACGUGUCAGGUCGGACCCGGACCCUGUGUGAUUAUGUAACAGACCUGCAGAUAGACACGGACCCGGUGUGGUUAUGUAACCGCUCUAACACGCCCCCUCCGCCGCAGGAACAGUCAGACGGUCCCUAACCACCGCUUCAUGUUUCAGUGAGAGCCGGUAUUUGUUGACAGUCCCUGGACUUUCUGAUGAAAUCUCUCUGAACAGACGGAAGCGACGCGGCGGUGAAACCUUCACUGAACAGGAGAAACGGAGACACAACCAGCACUAAACCCACCGAAAAACAGCUACACGGCACAGUGAAGACACUAAACGGUGGUUUUCGGUCGAAUCUUCUGAAUUAAUCGUCGCUCUCUGGUUAAUUAACCGACAAGCUAGCCGCUGCUGCUAAGCUAACCUGCUAACAGCACCGGCCGCCGCUGAACGGAGACCUCCAGCCGCCGCCGCCUUUUCACUGAGAUUAAAAUCAGAUAAAAUGGCUCUGUUUUCAUCCUCAGACCUGGAUUCUUCCUCGUAUUAUGCCUCCAUGGUGUUCAGCUUCUCUUUCUCCUCCAGCUCCGUCUCUGUCUCCGCCAAACUGUCCACCAGGAAGAAGUCCAACCACCACUCUCAGCGAAGCGUCGACGCCGCGGAGCUCGCCGGGCUGACGGACGAUAUCUCCUGGGUUUCCUCUGGUUGUGGUGACCGGUAUGUGUGCCAGUCAGUGUAAAGACGUAUGUUUCACUAAAAGGACUUGACUUUUUUAAAUGGAAAGCACCAGUAACUGCUCUUGUUAACCCCUGACCUGUGGCCGCAGUGCCCCUCAGUCUGACAGCUGUCAAACACGGAGCUAACCCGCUAAAGAGGACCCGGUCCUGUCCCCGAGGUUACACUGCUUCUCAGCUAAUGUCAGAUUAUUUAUACUUUGCACUUUUGAGUUGAGGAAAAUGUUCAGAAACAUGAGUGAUGAGAGACAUUUAUCCGGCGGGCAGAGCUCGUCCUCUCCGACCGGGCACGGAGUCACCUCUACCGGGCUGGACGCUCAGGAAAGCUCGUGGAUCGGCCUGCUCUCCGUGGUGUCCAGGCCGGCGCUGUCAUUUCUACAGAAAUAUCUCCCGGGUCGACCCCGAAACCCGACCCCGGCCGGUAACGGAGCCGGGUGGAUCAGUGAAGUCAUGAAAACAAGUUCUGUUGACGAAGAGAGAGAGUUCCUGAGACAGCUGGACGACAUGAUGCCGCUCACGCAGCACGCGUCUCCACACCUGACUUACCUGCGGUGGCAGCACGAGGGAGCCGCGGGGCUGCUGGAGCCGGAGGACGGCUCGGCUCUGCCCUGGCUGACCGCGGACUCUCUGAGGGAGAUGGGGAUAGAAAACGCGGAGGUGGAGUUGAACCUGUGCCAGCAGACUCAGGUGGGGUACCUGUCCUCAGCCAGGACUUUCCUCAGCCACGUCCUGCUGAGCUCUGUGUCCCCCCCAGAGAGGAACCCCCCAGGAGGGAGGGACUGGGUGAGGAGUGGCGGGGGGAAGAGCAGGACGUGGUGGGGCAGCCUGUGGGGCGGCGAGGAGAGUUCACAUAGAGAGUUGUUGUCCUGGUCCGAGGAGACAGAUCGGCUUUGUCCUCAACAACCAGGACCUGGAACAAAAGCCCCCGCUGUGUUUGUCCAGAGCGCCGGCACAGGGUCGACUCUGGGAGAAAACACUGGACCCGCUGACCACAAAGAGGAGCUGGCCAACAAUGGAGGCCUCCACACAGUCCAGAACACAGAGGGGUCCAAGCCAGACCACGGGCUCAGCAUCAGGAACCACCUGAGCGGUUCAGGAGCCGCCUGCAGCCAGGUGGCUCCUCUGACCCCAGACCAGGACAAUGGGUACUCCAGUCUGGAGGAGGAGCAGGUCCAGAUGAGCCACCUGAAUGAGGUGAAGGGUCAGAGCGCAGACCAGCAGGAGGCCGGACCGCCCAGAGACCCCGCUCCCAUCAGCGCAGAGAUGGAGGAGGAGGAGGAAGAGUCUACGUCAGCACAGGAGGAUGAGGAAGAACAGCAGAACCCGGGGUCAGAGGGUCAGACUGAGGCUGUGGGGGCCACAGUGAUCCCCACUCCCCAGUGCCAGAACAAGGCCAUUGCCUUCAUCAUGGGCUGCCCCUGCAGCGACGACGACAGCAGCCAAUCAGAUGGGGAGUCCAGCGAUGAUGACGAUGGUUUUGACAGCGAGGGGUCGUCUGAUCUGUCCGACUCAUCUGACGAAGACGAUGAUGACGAGGCGUCAGACUCGGACGGCGAGGUGGACUUGGAGGCGGAGCGUCUCUGGAGCUCCCUGUGCCAAAGUGUGGAUCCCUACAACCCCCGAAACUUCACCGCCCCCCUGCACACACGCAUCACCCUGCCCAGGAGCAUCCCCGCCUCCACGCCACCCUCUUCCACCCACUCCACCCCCGCAUCCUCCCCCGACCUCCCCCCCCUCCCCCUCUCCUUCCCCGCCGCCUCCCCUCCCCUGCCCUCCCUCUCCCCUCCGUCCGGCCACGACGUCUGGGACGACUCCACCUCGGCCAGCGAGGUGGACGAAGCUGAGAGCCUCCGUCUGUGGAGCUCCUUCAGCUCCUCCGACCCCUACAGCCCCUUUAACUUCCAGGCCCCCAUCGGACUCAAGAGCCUGCAGAGGCCGCUCCCAGGACCAGGACCAGGGCCAAGAAGGCCUCUCCAGACUCCCCCCCACUCCCCACACCACAAGGCAGCAUCUCCACCUGAGUACAGGAAGGAGGAGGCGGAGGAGAGGCUGGACAGCGGUUUCUCUGAAGCCUCCACCUCCUCCUCCACUUCCUCCACCAGCCAACGCUCUGCUACAACUAAGAAGGUUCGUUUCUGUGAUAACGUGGAGGAGUUCUUCGCCAGCUGUGGUGAGGAAGAGGAGGACCGCCGAGGUCCCUGGGAGGAGCUGGCCCGAGACCGCUGCCGAUUCCUGCGACGCUGCCAGGAGGUGGAGCAGAGCAUCGCUUACUGUCUGCAGCCACAGCACCGCAGCCUGGUGUACCGCCGCCUCACUCUGCUCUACGUCCAGGACUGAGGACCGCGGUCUGUCCUCCACGUCCAGGACCCCUGAAGACGGUCUCUGCGUCCAGGACGUUUGAAGACAGUCUGUCUUCAGACAUCCAGAGGACGGUCCAUCUUCAGAUGGUCUCUGCGUCCAGGACGUUUGAAGACGAUCUGUCCUUGACGUUCAGGUCGACUGAGUAGUUCAUGGUCUCAUACUGAGGACAUGAAGAGCUCCUGUUGUUGAACUGUAAACUGCUUUGACACUAUAGAGACACAGAGACAGCAGGUGGACAGACUGAGACCUGCUGGACUCUUACUGACUGACUUUAGUCUUCUUUCUGAUGUGGUUCAGUCCACGCCUGCUUGUUUCUGCAGCUUCGUCUUUUUGGAUUCAGUCUAACUCAGAUUCAGGGUAAACUUCUGAUGUGGUCAGAGACCGGCUGGUGUUUGUUGUGAAGAUGAUGAAGAUGAAGGGCUUUAACUUCACUGUGAGGAAAAUCCCUGUCAGAGUCUAAAUGUUCUUCCUGCAGACAGAGAAAUGUCUGCAGCUGUUCCAGUGUUUCCUCGAGCUGUUUCACUUCAGUUUGAUCCUGAAACAAGCUGCUGUUUAUUAGGGGGAACAUGUUGAUCAGUUGCCAAUAAUCAAUAAUCAGUGAUCAAUGAUCAGUGUUUGUUAAAUGUGUUUGUGUGAUGGAAUCAGCAGCUUCAGUCUGACUCAGAUCAAACUGCAGCUCGACCCCUGUGCUGAGGUCAGACCAGGUCCUGGUCCAGGUGAGUCCUGCGGUCUGAUCUGGGCUCAGAUCUGAUCCAGACUCAGGUCUGAUCUGGAUCAGACCUAAGCCUGGACUCAGGUCUGAUCUGGACUCAGGUGUGUCUGUAUUCACAGCCAAAGCUUUAGUUUGGUCCCAUUUUGUCUUUGAAGCCAAAGAUCGAAGUGUUUCAGUCCGACAGGAGGAGGAACUCCGAGUGUUGCAUGAAUUUCUCUCAUUGAUGUAGAAACUGUUCCUCUAACUGAUCAGACUCACUAAUCACUGAUAAUCAAUCAAUACACAGAGUAUUCUGCUCCUGAUCAGUAUGAUAGAUGUCACUGUGGUGUUCAAGAAAACUCCCUUUAAUCAGUCACCUGUUGAACUGAACAUCUAACACAUCCAGACUUUAAAACAACUCCGACUCUUAACUGGACCACAACAAAACCAAACCAGGACCUCCAGGAUCCAGACUCACAGAUUCAGGUUUAUUCAUCAUUUAAAUAUUCAGCCUUGUUAAUAUGAGGUUAUUGAUUCAGAGCAGAAACAUCUUCCUGUUCGUCUGAUCAGUGAAGUCAGGAUCAAUCAAACAGGAAACAGCUUCAGCUGAUGAUCAAUAACUCCUCUCAUUGAUUAGUUCACUGUUUAUCUUUCAUGAUUCCAAACAGAAGAGCAACAAAUCUUCAUAUCUGACAAACUGGAGAUUUGUCAGUUUGACUUUUAUUGAUAACUAUUGAUCAUCUAUUGAACUGAUGAGUUUCAGCUGUGGCGGGAAACAACACAAAUCGUUCACAGAGAAAAGUAUUAAACUCAUAAUAAACUGAUCAGAAAAUAAACAGCUGAUUAUUUAAAUCGUCAGUGAAACAUCAGGAAACAAUAAACUCAGUGAGGAGAUGAAUUCAGACAUCUUUAUUUCUAAAAUCAAUAUCUGAUCACCUGAUCAAUACUUCAGUUAAAUCUUCAGUAACUCAGUGUUUUAAUGAGACAAUGUUUUAAAUGUACUGCAGAGAAGAAGUACUUUAAUAUAACUAAAAUACAGUAAAAGUACUUGGUUCCUCUGCAGCAGUGAGUGACAGUCUGCGAUGUUCAGUUCAACAGAACGAGUCAGAGUCGGGCGGGGGGGAGUCCUAGGUCCUGGUCCUGGGUCUGACUCAGUCGAAUAUAAAGUUUGUGCAUGAAUCUGAUUUAAACCCUCUUACACUUAAAGUGUCACAUGAAGAGAGAAACUCUGAGGAAUCACUGCACCGAGCUGAAGGUAGAAACUCUGAGGGAGGGAGGUGGACAUCAGGAGGAAGUCGAAUUAAAUCAGAGGAAUCUUUGGUGUUCUAUUAUAAAAAAAAAGCUUUUUAUUUUUCUAACGCUUCAUUUGGUGGAAACUGGUUCUGCUUCAUCUCCUCACGAUCUAAAUACGACUUAAAUAUGAAAAUAAAAUCAAUAUUUAAUGAUC